AUGACGGCAAGGAAUCUGUUGUCCUCAAUUGCGGAGGGCGCGAUGCGAGGGGCCAUGGCGGGAGCCGACGGGACGGAUGAGGAGACAGCCAAGGCCUUCGCAGUGAAAGUACUGGACCAGGUCUUGGGUGCAGGCUCCGCGUGGGCAUCCUCAGGCUUUACCCGCGCCAGCUGUCCCAGUUGUGGCGAAGGCUACGAUUCCGAGGCUUGGCAUUUGGCGGUCUGCCCUGCUGCUGGCCGACAGAUGCUCCGACCGGGUGAUGAGGUCCGUGUGUUUGGCCUUGAGAAGCUGCCGCAGCUCAAUGGAAAGGUGGGACAGCUCCAGCGCUUCGUGAAUGCCAAGCAGCGCUGGGUGUUGCGGGUGGAGGAGAAAGACAUGCUUUUCAAGGCUAGCAACCUUGAGAAAGUCAAAGACUGA
Molecule: messenger RNA, 417 nt
Organism: Durusdinium trenchii
Lineage: Eukaryota; Dinophyceae; Suessiales; Symbiodiniaceae
Source: the annotation of a GenBank genome assembly